Oikopleura dioica is the source of this 1758-nucleotide messenger RNA. Lineage: Eukaryota; Metazoa; Chordata; Appendicularia; Copelata; Oikopleuridae. The record is from the annotation of a GenBank genome assembly.
AUGAAACUUCUAUCAAGUCUAGUUCUAGCAAAUACAGCAAAUGCCGCUUGGGAAGAUAAAUGGAAGACCAUGAUCGCCGAAAAGACCAGGACAAUGUCCGAUGUCGAUGGUUAUAUCAAGUUUCAGCUUAGAGAUUGUAUUGCCGCACGAGAGUCCCUGAAAGCACAGAAUCCUAUUUUGAACGGGCAGUGGAAAUGCAACGAUCCAGCAAAGACCGGUCGGGCAGAGUGCGAAGCCGCUUGUAAAAAUGAUUGGCACGAUGGCGACUGGCAUCGAAUGAAGUUUUCGAUCAAAUGCAAGGAUGGGUUGAAGACGAGAAUGCAGUUUGACGGACCGCCAUCUUGCACUCCUCGAGAACGAGGACAGCAGUGCUGGCAAGAAGAAUGGGCCACGAUCAAGAUGGCACAGACGCUCAACCGAGAGCGAAUCCGAAACGCCGAGGUCGACAACACAAACUGCUGGAAAAGGGGCGUAAAAGCCUUCUGCAAUAUCGAAUGUAAAGAGGGUUACGAACCUGGGUGGAACUUCAAACGGCCAAUUAGAGCAGGGGUCAAUUGUGUCAGGAAAAACUCAUGGCUGAAUCCUCACAGAAGAAAAAUUGGAGGAAAUUUGACUUGCGUCCAGUCAAGUUAUACAUGCAACAAGGAUCACGCCGAUGAACAGUUUCCGCUCGGAAACGGAAGCUGGAACUGCUCUAGCUUCGCGUCUGGACUUCACUGCAUGCCCAAGUGUAAUAACGGCAACGACGGCGAUGUUCGAUACCGCGUCGAAUGCAGAACGACUGGAGUUAACAAGGGAUGGAGCAUUGUUCACGGCCAAGAUCAAUUCAGCGAUGAUGUCUGCCAAUUCGGCACCGACAACAACAAAGAAACCUCCAACGACGAUGUCGUCUUCGAACAAACCACGGACAUCGUCCCAGAAGGCCUGAAAACAUGCACCUCCGAUUCCAACUUCCCCGCUACCCGAGGCUUCCCAGGAGGAGACGAUGAAGACUACAGAAUCGUCGGCGGUGUGACAGUCGAGGCUAACUCUAUUCCUUGGAUUGUCCUCCUCCACGUCAGAACUUACAGUGGCUGGACCGGUCAAUGCGCUGGAUCGAUUCUCUCCGAGCACUGGGUCGUUACUGCUGCUCAUUGUUGCCGAGGCAUUAGAUCAAUCACUGGCAAAUUCGGCGAACACAACAAGUCGCAAUACGACUUCGGCAACGAGUUCUCCCUCUACACCGAAGACAUCUUCAUCCACCCGAAAUACUACGACGACACCGACGACGGAACUCGAAUGAACUACGACAUCUGCCUUCUCAAAUUCGAACAAGACAUCCUGGCCGUCGCUCCCAACAAGGACUCAGUCAAGCCCAUUUGCUUGCCAAACGAAGACGUCACGCACGGCCACGCUUGCUGGGUCGCCGGCUGGGGUACGACAAAAUACGGGGGUUACGCUGCAUCGGAACUUCAAUCCGUCGGUGUCAGUAUUCUCGACCACAACUACUGCAAGGACAAAUCGCACAACAUCGAGCCACGAGAAGACGACAUCUGCGCCACCACUUACGACAAAGACGCCGAUGGACUCACCGACGCUGGCAAAGAUGCCUGCCAAGGCGACUCCGGCGGACCACUGAUUUGCAACAGAGACGGCUUCGCCACAGUCGUCGGCGUCGUAUCCCGCGGAAACGGCUGCGCAUACGAAGGAGAGCCAGGUCUUUACACUUCAACCUUUGUGACAAAAGACUGGAUUCUCGAGACUGUUCGAAACAACUGA